AUCAGGAUGCUCAUCAGGCUUCUAACAUUGAGGACUUAAUUCAGGUUAUACAUGCAUCAUUCUCAGUUAUGCGCAAGCAGUGGUCAGAUGCCAUGCAUAAUUUUCAUGAGAAGUUUGAUUCUUUAUCUACUCUAAUUGUCAACCAUGGUAAAUGCUAAUUAGAGUACUACAUGAUAGCUUAGUACUUAAAUUUUCAAGUCGUUGUUUCUCUAUUCGCUAUUUUCUAUCAUAUGCAAGUAGCUCUGGAUUCAUCUCCUCAAGAGGAGUUUCUAAGCCUCCUAGGUGGUGCUCACGCUAGUCCUCCAGUUCAUCAAUUUCUUGUUUACUCUCUUGGGGGUGAAGCGCAUAUCAAAGGUUGUCUGUGGUUCUGGAAAAGAACUUCGGCAUAUUAUCCUCAAUCAUCUUCAGGUGCCGUAUUAAAUUUCUUUUUCGGAAUGACUUGUUGCACGAUCCUUUAUGUUGUAGAAUAUCUUUCAUUAUUUUGGCUUUCAAAAGAUCUAUAAUUUGGGUUCAUAAAUGAUUGCAUCAGAACAUGAAAUUUGUAAUUCACAAGCUGCUGCUCUCCUUCAUGUUUAUGCAAUCUGGCUGCUGAUAUUUCUGGUAUAGUCUAGUCAGACUCAGAAUUAUGAUUAUUACCGAGCAUGGUCAAGAAUGCCUUUAAAUUUCAUAAUUAGCCCAGCCUACUUGUUAAGCUUAUGUUUAAGGCAUACAUGUUUCUCUUUUUAUUUAUUUAUCGCAAGUUCUUAUAGGAUAAGUUUCAUUGUGCCUAAUGUAAUAUUUUCCCAUUCUGUUCCUUACUAUGAGGGGUUUUGGUGCAAACUAAAGAUGAAAAUCCAUUUCCCAGCCUGCUGCAGAAAUUAUUGGAUUCAGGAUGAGAGAACUGAGGGGACUUUCAAGAUGGUGAGAACUCUGUUAAGGGAUUGGGUUGGAUGAGAUACUUAUAAAUAAUGCAACAAAAAAAUCUGGCUUGUUACUACUACAAGUUGAAAGAUUUAUGAGGGUCCUAUCCUCUGUUGUACAACAGUGAACUUGUUGUAUUCUUGAAGUUUUUAUAUGACCAAGAUCCCGUUAGGGUGUUGCUUGAGCUGUCUGAAGUAGAUCGCAAAAUUGAAAUUUAUAUGGAUACAAUACAAAGGAUUAGAGCAUUAGUUUGUUUUGGUGGAUUUUCAGAUUGUGAAUAUCUCCAGCACACACUGGCCAAGGAAUUUCUACAGAUGGAAUCUAGUUUCAAGAAGGCCUUCCUGAUGCACUUUACUACUAUUUCACGGAAGAUACUUCACAAGGAUGUUCUAUCACUGGUUUCACUCUUAUCUUCACGAGCACCAUUAUUCAUCACCAUUCCUUCGUCAGUAUCAUACUACAAGGAUGACUCUGGCUAUUUGAUCUUAUCAGGAUGGCAAACAUAGGUAUAUCAAUUAUAUCUCUUUCCUAGUAGCAUCCAGAGGCGUAGCUUGUGUUUUCGCUGCAAGAAAGCUUGCGUUGGAGUACAUCCUGUAUGAAGAGGAAGACAAAGUUUCUAAGGUAGAAGUUGGAUUGUAAAACAAUUAACCAUUAAUGGAGGCAGGGUUUAUUCUCUCUAUUAAUAAUUAAAUAAAGUAUAAUUUGCACU
Rubroshorea leprosula is the source of this 1609-nucleotide messenger RNA. The record is from the annotation of a GenBank genome assembly. Lineage: Eukaryota; Viridiplantae; Streptophyta; Magnoliopsida; Malvales; Dipterocarpaceae.